Saccharomyces kudriavzevii IFO 1802 is the source of this 3885-nucleotide messenger RNA. RefSeq lists its product as uncharacterized. Bases 1 to 3885 code for a protein of 1294 amino acids. Gene Ontology annotation, cellular component: membrane. The record is from RefSeq and is a predicted model, not a curated record. Gene Ontology annotation, molecular function: ATP hydrolysis activity; ABC-type transporter activity; ATP binding. Lineage: Eukaryota; Fungi; Ascomycota; Saccharomycetes; Saccharomycetales; Saccharomycetaceae. The transcript has a single exon.
AUGACACAGCCGAUGCACGGCGACGUGGCCACUGAUUUAAUUGAAAAUAGACUUUCAUUCUCAAUAAUCCCUAGAAUAAGCCUGCAUGUAAGGGAUCUGUCGAUCAUUGCGUCCAAGACCAACACGACACUGGUCGAUACGUUUUCCAUGGACUUGCCCAGUGGGUCGGUCAUGGCAGUUAUGGGCGGUUCAGGGUCAGGAAAGACCACAUUACUAAAUGUUUUGGCAUCCAAGAUUAGUGGUGGCUUAAUUCAUAACGGUUCUAUACGGUAUAUCUUGGAAGAAUCCGAUUCUGAAUCUGAGGAAAUAGAGGCUAAGAAGAUCCGCUUGGAUGGCCAAGACCAUCCUACCCAGAAGCAUGUGACAAUGGCUUACUUGCCACAACAAGAUGUGCUCUCUCCAAGGCUGACCUGUAGAGAAACCCUCAAGUUCGCAGCUGAUUUGAAGUUAAAUUCAUCCAAGAGAAUGAAGAAGCUGAUGGUUGAGCAGUUGAUUGAGGAAUUAGGGCUUAAGGAUUGUGCAGAUACUUUAGUGGGCGAUAAUUCACACAGAGGUCUUUCUGGUGGUGAGAAGAGGCGGCUGAGUAUUGGUACUCAGAUGAUCUCGAACCCUUCCAUCAUGUUCUUGGAUGAGCCUACUACUGGGCUGGAUGCGUAUUCGGCUUUCCUGGUUAUUAAAACUUUGAAAAAAUUGGCCAAAGAAGAUGGUAGGACUUUUAUCAUGUCCAUUCAUCAACCAAGGUCAGAUAUUUUAUUUUUAUUGGAUCAGGUUUGUAUUUUGUCAAAGGGCAAUGUAGUAUACUGUGAUAGAAUGGAUUACACCAUCCCUUAUUUUGAGUCUAUCGGUUAUUGUGUGCCACAACUGGUGAAUCCAGCAGAUUAUUUUAUUGAUCUGUCGAGUGUGGAUUCUAGAUCUGAUAAGGAAGAAAUUGCUACGCGAAGUAGGUUGAGUUCAUUGAUCAAUCAUUGGCAUGACUAUGAGAAAAAAAAUUUACAACUUCGUGAUGAAUCAUAUAUAGAAAACGCUACGGAAAUUCAAAUUCAAAAUAUGACUACCAGACUACCAUUUUGGAAACAAGUCACGGUUUUGACAAAACGAAAUUUUAAAUUGAAUUCCUCAGAUUAUGUGAUUCUGAUAUCCACUUUUGCUGAACCUCUAAUCAUUGCUACUGUCUGUGGUUGGAUUUACUACAAACCUGAUAAGACCAGUAUCAGCGGGUUAAGGACGACCACCGCGUGCCUUUACGCCUCCACCAUCUUACAAUGUUACUUAUAUUUGCUGUUUGAUACGUAUCGACUCUGUGAGCAAGACAUUGCGUUAUAUGAUAGAGAAAGAGCAGAAGGUUCAGUGACACCAUUGGCAUUCAUUAUCGCUAGGAAACUGUCCCUUUUUUUCUCUGACGAUGUCGUCAUGACAAUGAUUUUUGUCAGUAUAACGUACUUCAUGUUUGGGUUGCAAGCGGAUGCUAGGAAGUUUUUUUACCAAUUCGCCAUUGUAUUCUUGUGCCAGUUGUCAUGUUCAGGGUUAUCUAUGCUAUCUGUGGCUGUCUCGAGAGAUUUCUCUAAAGCUUCUUUAGUGGGAAAUAUGUCAUUCACAGUGUUAUCUAUGGGGUGUGGUUUCUUCGUCAAUGCCAAAGUCAUGCCAGUGUACGUUCGUUGGAUUAAAUAUAUCGCCUUCACAUGGUACUCGUUUGGUACUCUGAUGUCGAGCACCUUCACAGAUUCGUAUUGUACUUCAAAUAAUCUCGAUGAGUGCUUAGGCAACCAGAUUCUAGAAGUUUACGGAUUUCCUAAGAACUGGAUAACUGUACCUGCGGUUGUUUUACUAUGCUGGUCUAUAGGAUAUUUUGUAGUAGGAGCAAUUGUACUACACUUUCAUAAAAUUGAUAUCACUUUACAAAAUGGAGUGAAAUCUAAAAGAAAGAAAGCCAGCAAGAAAUCACCAACAGGAGUGAAACCUGCAGUCCAGUUGCUAGAUGAUGUCCAUCAUCGAAAGGACUUAGAGGCCGAAAAAGAUAAAAGAAUAUCCAUUACUAUUAAAUUACAGGAUAUCCACUUACGAGUUAUUUUUCGAAACCCUUUCACAAAUUGGAGGGGGGCCAGUUCACAUAACGAAACUAAAGAAAUUUUACAGUCAGUGAAUGCCAUUUUCAAACCUGGGAUGAUUAACGCAAUUAUGGGACCGUCAGGGUCAGGGAAAUCCUCAUUGUUGAACUUAAUCUCUGGAAGAUUAAAACCCUCCGUUUUUGCUAAAUUCAGCACUUCAGGUUCGAUAAUGUUUAAUGAUAUCCAGGUUUCAGAGCUUAUGUUCAAGAACGUGUGCUCGUAUGUCUCACAAGAUGAUGACCAUCUUCUAGCCACAUUGACUGUUAAAGAAACCUUCAAAUACGCUGCUGCAUUGAGGUUGCAUCAUUUGGUAGAAGCAGAGCGAAUGGAAAAGACUGACUGUUUGAUAAGAUCUUUAGGUUUGAAGCACUGUGAAAACAAUAUUAUUGGCAAUGAAUUUGUCAAAGGUAUAAGUGGUGGUGAAAAAAGAAGAGUCACCAUGGGUAUACAAUUAUUGAAUAAUCCUCCCAUCUUAUUAUUAGACGAACCAACUUCAGGGUUAGAUAGCUUUACAUCCGCUACGAUAUUGGAAAUUUUGGAGAAUCUGUGCAAGGAGCAAGGGAAAACAAUUAUCAUCACUAUCCAUCAACCAAGGUCAGAAUUAUUCAAACGAUUUGGUAAUGUUUUACUGUUGGCCAAAUCAGGUAAGACCGCUUUCAAUGGGUCACCCGAUGAAAUGAUUGCUUAUUUUGCUGCAUUGGGCUUUAAUUGCCCAUCUUUUACCAAUGUGGCGGAUUUCUUUCUUGAUUUGAUUUCAGUUAAUACACAAAAUGAAGAGAAUGAAUCAAGCUCAAAAGUAAGGGUAGAAGAAAUACUCACUGCUUGGAAAGGUAACAUGGACAAUGAAAGUCUCUCAUCGACUCCGACUUCUGAAAAGCAGCAAUUCUCUCAGGAAUCGUUUUUAACAGAAUACAGCGAGUUCGUGAGAAAACCGGCCAACUUGGUUUUGGCAUACAUAGUCAACGUUAAGAGGCAGUUUACUACGACGAGAAGAAGUUUUGAUUCUUUAAUGGCACGUAUUGCACAAAUUCCAGGGUUAGGUGUUAUUUUUGCGUUGUUUUUUGCUCCUGUUAAGCAUGAUUACACUAGUAUCAACAAUCGUCUCGGGCUGGCGCAAGAAUCUACGGCAUUAUAUUUUGUGGGUAUGCUGGCCAAUUUGGCAUGCUACCCAACUGAAAGAGACUACUUCUAUGAGGAAUACAAUGAUAAUGUUUACGGUAUAGCUCCUUUUUUCCUAGCUUAUAUGACCCUGGAAUUACCGCUGUCUGUAUUAGCCUCCGUGUUAUAUGCAGUUUUUACGGUGCUGGCAUGUGGACUGCCGAGAACUGCAGGUAAUUUUUUUGCAACUGUUUAUUGUUCUUUUAUUGUUACCUGCUGUGGUGAGGCUCUAGGUAUAAUGACGAAUACUUUCUUUGAAAGGCCGGGGUUUGUGGUCAACUGUAUUUCCAUUAUUUUAUCCAUUGGUACUCAGAUGUCGGGGUUAAUGUCAUUAGGCAUGUCAAGGGUAUUACAAGGCUUCAAUUAUUUGAACCCUGUGGGGUAUACAUCCAUGAUCAUUAUUAAUUUUGCGUUCCCAGGUAAUUUGAAGCUUACUUGUGAAGAUGGUGGAAGAAACCCAGAUGGUACGUGUGAAUUUGGAAACGGGCAUGAUGUAUUAGUCUCUUACGGUUUAGUAAGAGAUACUCAAAAAUAUCUGGGAAUUAUUGUGUGUGUGGCCAUUAUAUAUCGUCUGAUUGCAUUUUGUAUCCUAAAAGCAAAAUUGGAAUGGAUAAAGUGGUAG